AUGUUCAAACUGGUUAUGAAGGAUAAAUUAUACCAUGUUCCUCUUGAAAAGCCCCAGCAAAUCCUCGAUCUUGGCACCGGUUCGGGUAUAUGGCCAAUAGAGAUGGCAAUCCUCUUUCCCAACACCACCAUCACGGGAACGGAUCUGUCCCCCGUACAACCAAUAGAGGUUCCAGAGAAUGUUCACUUCUUAGUCGACGACGCCACAGAAGAAGAAUGGCUCUGGGACGCAGAUCAUUUCGACUUUAUUCAUAUCGGACAUAUUUCAGGCUCCAUGUUGUCUUUUAAAGAAUUAUUACGACAGUCAUUCAAACACCUCAAACCAGGGGCACACCUCGAAUGCCAAGAAAUGGAUCCGAAACCAAAAUGUGAUGAUGGCACCAUGCCACCGGAGAACCCAGAUGGGUACAGUGCAUAUGCCCUGCACGAUUGGUUUGAUCUGAACAUGCGUUCCAGCCAGGAGAUCGAGCCCACUCGACAGUUCCGAAUUGCCCAUCGAAUGGAGCGAUGGAUGAAGGAAGUCGGGUUUGAGGAUGUUGAACAACGGAAGUUCAAGAUUCCUGUAAAUGCUUGGUCUACCGAUGGGCAUCUCAACAAAGUUGGAAAGUGGAACGAGCACAACUGGCUUGAGGCCUUGUCUGGCUGGUCAUAUAAGCCGUUUCUUGCUCUGGGCUGGUCAAAGCCUGAGAUUGAAGUUUUCCUUGUUGAUGUCAGGAAAAGCAUACAGGAUCGGAAUGUCCAUGCCUAUAUGGAUUACUAUGUGGUCACAGGCCGAAAACCACUUUUGGCGAAAACUUGA
Messenger RNA from Penicillium verhagenii, 798 nucleotides. Its product is annotated as class I SAM-dependent methyltransferase. NCBI's taxonomy places the organism in Eukaryota, Fungi, Ascomycota, Eurotiomycetes, Eurotiales, Aspergillaceae. Gene Ontology annotation, molecular function: methyltransferase activity. Bases 1 to 798 code for a protein of 265 amino acids. The transcript has 2 exons. The record is from RefSeq and is a predicted model, not a curated record.